This is a messenger RNA of Chionomys nivalis (European snow vole), 6811 nucleotides long. RefSeq names its product biorientation of chromosomes in cell division 1 (gene Bod1). The record is from RefSeq and is a predicted model, not a curated record. NCBI's taxonomy places the organism in Eukaryota, Metazoa, Chordata, Mammalia, Rodentia, Cricetidae. Bases 1 to 720 code for a protein of 239 amino acids. The transcript has 4 exons.
AUGCAAAGGCCACCGGUGACGCCAUUAGACGAGCGCCUGCAGCGCUGCGAGCGGGGAGCGCCGUGGGCCCCGCCGCCUCUCACCGUGCCGCCUCCGUCGCCGCCGCCUCCGUGGGGCCCUCCGUGUCUGCGCAGCGCGGCCCGCGGCUCCCGGAGGAGCAUCCGAGCGCGGGGCCCGGCGCGGGCGCGGGGCGCGGCCAUGGCGGACGGUGCGGGAGCGGGCGCGGCGGGCCAGGCCUCGGGACCGGCGGCGGGCUCGAGUGGGGCAGGGGGCCCGGUUAACCCUGCUUCGCUACCUCCGGGAGACCCGCAGCUCAUUGCUCUCAUAGUGGAGCAGCUCAAGAGCCGCGGCCUGUUCGACAGCUUCCGCCGGGACUGCCUGGCUGACGUGGACACCAAGCCAGCUUACCAGAACCUGAGGCAGAAAGUGGAUAAUUUUGUGUCAACACACCUAGACAAACAGGAAUGGAAUCCUGCAAUGAACAAGAACCAGUUGCGAAAUGGGCUGAGGCAGAGCGUGGUUCAGUCAGGCAUGUUGGAAGCAGGAGUGGACAGGAUCAUUUCUCAGGUGGUGGACCCCAAACUAAAUCACAUCUUCAGGCCACAGAUAGAGCGAGCAAUCCACGAGUUCCUGGCAGCCCAGAAAAAAGAAGCUGUGCCAGCUCCUCCUCCAGAACCUGAAAGCCAGGAUCCUCCAGCACCAUCCCAAGAUACUUCCUAAGGAUAUACCUGAUACCUUUGGAAAACUCCAUGUAAUGAAGAAAUGAAACGGAUUCCAGUUUCAUUCGAAUAUAACUUUAGUCGACCAUGUCACUACUGAUGUCAAAAUUUUGACCUUGACUCGAGUGGUGUCCAUAUUGGAUGGACAGCAAGUUUGGUGGUGGGACGUUAUCCAUACUUCCUCAUGAAUUGUGCCACCUUUGGCCAGCCUGUCCAGGGGUCUGACCCCAGUAUAGACACUACAGAGGUUUAAGCACUACGUGACUUGGGCUGUCCUGAUGAGACCUUUAUACUUGAACCUGGGCACUGCAUGUGGAUGUUAGCGCUUGUGCUCUGCAGUGUGCAGAAGACAGGCUGGGGCUAGCCGGUCAGGACAGCAAAGGGCCAUGGGAGCAGCUCUUUGACAGUGGGUCUUGAUAUCCUUGGGAUGUGCAGCAGUUAGAGCGUCAGUAGCCCUAGGUUAUUGUGACCUUCCUGUACUUGGGGAUUUUAGUAGUUUUCUUUCUCUUAUCAGAGGUAACCUGGAGCCCUGGAGUGAGCAAGGAGAGCCUCACUGCCUCUGUCCUGGCCUCUCCCUAGCCACAGGCGAGUCUCUCUGGAUGUGGUGCUCAGUUCUUGUGUUUGUGUUUUCAGAAGAACACCGUUAGUAAUAAAUAGCAGACGUUUUUGCAAUGAAGUCAUUUGAUCUUUCCCUAAAGCCUCAACAGAAUCUUAGCACCUCUGUCUGUGGAGGUGGCUCCCCUUUACCUGCCUGCCUUCUCUGUACAACACGUGACUUGAUGGGAAUGAGGGAUUGCUGGCUGGAACUUAAAAAGCAUCCUGACUUGUGCUGGGUGUUGCAGCUGGUCAGGGACAGACAGUGUCUGGUUGAAUGUUCCAGCUCAUCCCAAGCUUGGAUGAGUACCAGUGCCCUUGAGUAUCUCAAGGUGGGCCAUGGGAUCUGGGUGUUACUGGCCUGGCCUAGGGUGGGAUGAGAGGGGACAGGUUGCAUGUGUGAAGGUCAGAGGUCAGCUUGUGGAUAUUGGUUCUCUCCUACCCCGUGAAUCCCAGUGAUUGAAUUCAGGUCACCAGGCUUGGUGGCAGACAGCUUUACUCACUGCCCUAGAAGUUUGUAUCUUACAAGCUCCCAGGUGAUGCUGGACCUUGGAUAUAGCAAAGAUUGCUUCAAACUAAGAGUCCUUGUUCUUAGUUGAGUACACUGUUGAUACUGUUGAUCUAACCUAUUGUGUUUGGAGGUUUUGUGGUGCUGGGGGUAGACAAACCCGGUGUCUUUCCACCUGCUAAGCGCAUGUUCUACAUCUGAGCAACGUGCCCAGCUCAGAUCUAAGAAAAUUCAAAAUUCAACCCAGCUGAUUGUUUCUUCCUUAGAAGAAAUGUUUCCCUUCCACCUUUCCACAAAUCCCUCAUGGAGGACUUUGUUUCCUGUCAAGAGCUCAACAAGAUUUUUGCAGCACCUGCGCUUGUGUUAAAAACAAACUGGCUUGGGCUGGAGAGAUGGCUCAGAGAUUAAGAGCACUGACUGCUCUUCCAGAGGUCCCGAGUUCAAUUCCCAACAGUCACAUGGUGGCUCACAGCCAUCUAAAUGAGAUCUGGUGCCCUCUUCUGGCAUGCAGGCAUACAUGUAUACAUAAUAAAUAAAUCUUAGAAAAAAAAAAGCUGGCUGCACCCUCAGCAAAGGUGGAAGUGGCCACAGAGGUGUGAUAUAUUUCCCUCCUAGAGGUGUGAUAUAUUUCCCUCCUAGAGGUGUGAUAUAUUUCCCUCCUAGAGGUGUGAUAUAUUUCCCUCCUAGAGGUGUGAUAUAUUUCCCCUCCUAGAGGUGUGAUAUAUUUCCCCUCCUAGAGGUGUGAUAUAUUUCCCCUCCUAGAGGUGUGAUAUAUUUCCCCUCCUAGAGGUGUGAUAUAUUUCCCCUCCUAGAUGUGGUACCCUCUCCAUGGAACAGGUUGCUGGCCUUGUCAGGACAGGAACCAAAGUCCUCAACAGCUGGGUACAGAACACAGUCCUUUACCCUACCUUCCUGCACGUGCAGAGAAGUGUCUCGUCCCUAGAUGGUCCUUACAUCCUAAGGCUGCACAGCUGUCCCACCUAAGGAAAGAUGGCACGACAGACCAGCUCGGGGGAAAGCCUACUCCGUUUUGUGUGUGUUUUAAGCAGGCAGGUUUCAAUCUGCGUUCUCUUUUCCCAUGACUGAAGAAGACCCGACCAGAUGCCUAGAAGUGCAGACUUUCACAGUUGCCUGCCCAGAGCUCAGGGCCUCGACAGUUCUGCCCUCACAUUUUCCCAGUAAGACUCAGAGUUGAGGGAAGCAGGGCUUUGUCGGAUUAGAGAGACUUUUGCUCUUAGAAGAUGACAUUUGACCCUUAGCUGAAUCAAGGAGAAAGAAAUGCCCAUUCUCCCAAGGGGGAGGUGUAGUCACGACAACUCUGUAAGACUCAGAGGCAAUUAGCUGAUUGGUUGCCAACCAGAUCUGUGCAUACCCCUGCAUCCUUAAGCUUUGGGUGUUGAUUGGGUUCAUCACACAGGACCUUUGAGGAAAUCAUGGUCCAAGAAGUAGGACAGUUCUUCCCCCAAGGAAGGUUAGCCCACCAAAACUGCUUCACCUAUUAAACUCCUUGCUGUAAACAUUCUGUUUUGCUUUUUGAUAUUUUAGUUAUUCCCUUAAGAAUGUUCCACAAUGUAGUUUGAUCAUAUUUGCCCCCAACUCCUGUAUUCAUUUCUCGGCAAGAUGUGAUUUGUCGGUGGUCUAAAGUGAGUCUGGCUUCUCUGGAAAAGCCAUUGUGAGAGCUGCGUUGGAGCAUGGGGCUGACCUCUAGGAUAUGAUCAGCACUGGGAAGGGCCUUGAUCAGGGCCAGCAGAGUGGUACCCUGUUCUGAAGCUCCCUUGUGUGAACCAAAAUCAGCUUGCUACCGGAGACCUUAGUUCCUGGCAUGUUUCUAAUCCCUAGCUUGGCACUGUCCCAACUUAACCAUCUAGAGCCAGUUGUGUGAACUCCAGGUGCUCAGUGACAUUUGUGGCUUCUAGAGAGUGGGUUUAGCCUUGCUUUUGUCACUGUGUCUCGUCCUCUACUAACUCGGAGCUCGGCAAGUUCUUGUGUGCUGUGUUAGCAGCCCUGUCAGCUGGAGAAACACCAGAUGCAUUCCAACAGUACGUGGACACACUGGUUCCAAAAGGUGGCCAUCCCCACAUGUGCAGCCUCGGGUAUACCAGUCGGUGCCACUGCAGGAGGCCUCUCCAAGGCUGGUGACGUGACUUGUACUGAUAAACUAACCACACGACUCACAUGACUGUUCCAACACCACCUGGACGGUGAUGAUGUGUCUCUGAAUUCCCCGUAGUCCCUUGGAAGGACCCCGCCGUUGGACCUGUUAGCUUAGCUGUGCCUGCAUGUAGCUCAGCUCCCAAGUGGUUCUUUGAUACUGAGUUGGCUCUGGAAGCUCAGCAUUCCCUGGAGCUGCCAAAGGCCCUUGUGGACCAGAAAGGUCAGGAGAGAUGUCUGUGGGAACCUGGCACAGUCAGGGGGCUUGUGUUGAAGGCUGUUUAGAUGAGGAUGUGGCUACCCGCCCUGUGUCCUGUGGAUACUAAGGACAGGCCAGGAGAGUUGACAUGGUACAUUGCCAGUUGUCAGUCACCUAUCUAAGGUAGUAUCUUCAGGACUGGGCUCCAAGGUCACGUGGUAGUAAUCAUGCCGUGUUCUCUCUUAAGGAGCUGACCCUCCUUCCUAAGACAGCUUUUCACCAGGAGACUUCUACUUAUCAGUCUUCCCAAGUAAAGGAACCAAGAGCCAGGCCGUUUUGUGCAUGGCCUUAUGUGAUUUUCACAAUUCUGGAAGGAUAGUCUCCGUUCUGUGAAAUGAAGGCUCGCCAGGUGAAGGACUUUGUUCAUAACUGACUGAGGAGCAGGGAUGUGCAGCCAAGGCUUGUCUUCCCCACACCAGUGGUUACUCUGUCUCUGUUACUUGACUUGUUCGUCCAUGUCUGUCCUCUGGGGUUAACUCAUUCCAAACCUGGGUCGCAUCAAAUGGUUUGAAUUGUGAAGCCAGUGGUCUCAUCUGCCUGAAAGGGAACAAAGAAGUGUAAACUGGCCAUGUGUUUGCCAUGAGCGGUGACCAGGGCAUAGCUGAAAACUACAAGUCUGUCUUCCCCUCUUGUCAUAGGCCCUUCUUUUUGAAGGCUGAGUAGUAUUCCCUUCUGUGUGCAUAUCACAUUUUGAAAAGCAUGGCUAAUUUUUAGCACAAAAACAUCACCCAGGACACAUCUCAGAAUGUAUACAGUGUGCAAUGUAUGCUGAAAACCUUCAGUCUGUUUUCGAAGGUCAUCCAUGAACUGAGCUCCCUCUGAGCAGGUGCUGACCCACAAGCGUUGACAGUGUAGAAGACAGCAAAAGCAGGUGACGGCCUGCCUUAGCACAGCUGGUCACCUGGACAGUGGUCCAGGAGAGCCAGAGUGAGCUGGGGGGCCACACCGACCUGCUGGGUUCCACGCAUGUCCAUUCCGUACUGUCUUGUACCCUACCCCAUCCCAUGUACUCUCCUCCCACUGCCCAUAUCUGAUCUUGCCCAGGACUCAUUCCCCACGGCAGCUUAGACCAUUGUAAACUUGCCUAGCAAACUUGGUAAAUGCCAUGAAGCUGUUCUCAUGGUCUGUGAAGCUAACAGAAAUGUAUUUAUAGCCCCGAAGUUAUUAAUAGGGUUUUUCUGGUUUCCAUUCUAAGCACAGAUCUCUCCAUAAAUGCUUGGGGGAGACGUUAAAAACAUGGGAGUGUUAUUGGGUGAAAUCCCCAUGAAGGGAGCAUUGUGCAAUGCCACCCCGAGUUACCUUGUUAAGUCUAUGCUGGGAACACGUGGUUUGUUGUAAAAAUGAGUCCUUUGACACAGAGGACUCAGAACUACCUCUCUGCCCUUUGCCCCUGCCUCUCCACAUGUCCCCAGGAAGAUGUGUGCACAGUUGACACUGGGAAUAUGGCCCCUUUAUUCAUAGAACCUGACAGCUCUAGGAGACAGGCUGGACCACACAGGGUGCUGUUUGCCCAGGCCAGUUCUGGGUCCGUGUAGCCUAACCACAGCCAGCUUCAGAAGCCAGCUGGCUCCUUCCUCUGUGCCCAAGCCUGAGUCUUAGAACUCAUCACUCCAUGAGAUUCAAGGCCUCCUCAUCCCCCUGAGGGGUGGCAGAAGAGGCAGCACAUGGCUGUCCCAGCCCGCAGCCAUACUAAGUGGUGGCAUGUCCGGCUGAGCACCACAAGAAGAGGGAGGCAUGCGGUGAGAGCCUCUGAAGGCGGCAGGGCACCCCUCUUCUCUGUGUGCCUUCUGAGUAGCAGAGAGGAAGAGGGGGUCCUCUCCUGACAACAGCCAGCUCUAGGCCUACUCAAACCAUGUGAGUGUUAGAAAAAGGGCACCAGGCUCUGAAUGGAGAUUGCCAGCCUUGAGGUGUGGCUAGAGCCUGGGGUUCACCCAUCCCACCUAUGUAGGUGAGGCUGCUUGUUUGAUUCCUGGCCGCCCAGACCCAAAAUAAUCACACAAACUAUAUUAGUUAAAACACUGUUUGGCCUAUUAGCUCAGGCUUCUUAUUAACUAUCUCUUACAUCUUAAAUCAACCCAUUCCUAUUUUAUAUUUUACUUUGAGGAUCAUGGUUUUUGGGUUAGGUUCUUGGCCCUUUGUCUCCUCCCACAGCUACAUGGUGUCUCUUCGACUCUGCCUACUCUCUGCAUCUCUGUUUGGAUUUUCCUCCUGGCUUUACUCUGUUAAGCCAUUGAUCGAAAGCAGCUUCUUUAUUAACUAGUGGCCAUAAAGCAUAUUUACAGCAUACAGAGGGGAAUCCCACAUCACCUCCAGUACUCUCCCAUAGGAAAGGGGGGAUAUAAUGGCAGGAUCCAGCAGAGGUGGAGAGUCAGCUAGACAGGACCACAUCUGUACAGGCCUCUGAGGAGAGCUGUCAGAACUAGGGAGGGGAGGCAUGUGAUACCCACUGGGUGGUUUUGGGGGCACUGACAGGACUCAUGCCUAUCCACUUGUGAACAGUGACAGCCACAGUCAUGGGGUACAGAGUCCAGUGCUCAACCUGAACCCGUGGGCUGGGGCUGGUGUUCCUCUAGAGGAGGG